Messenger RNA from Beta vulgaris subsp. vulgaris (sugar beet), 2384 nucleotides. RefSeq lists its product as hypothetical. Bases 181 to 2169 code for a protein of 662 amino acids. The record is from RefSeq and is a predicted model, not a curated record. The transcript has 4 exons. NCBI's taxonomy places the organism in Eukaryota, Viridiplantae, Streptophyta, Magnoliopsida, Caryophyllales, Amaranthaceae.
CACGGUGACGGUGCCGGUGCCCAACUCUGCAACUAAUACGCAAAUUCAAUUCCUUUAGAACCACUAGAACCUCUCAUAAGUCAUACGCAAAUUCGUCACUCAUACGCUAAUUCCAAAGCUCGAAUUGCAGAAGCUCGUUCCAGGAUAAACUCCAACACCCCAUUUAAAUUAGUGACAACUAUGGAGGAAGCCAAUUCCUUCUCGUUUGAGUCCUCAGAAGAUGAGAAGGAUACUGAACCAUAUGUUUCUUAUCGGGCUGACAAAGCAACACCUUUGUUUGAUUUGUCCUCUGUUAGCAUACACAGUGACACGUUCAAGAAGUUUGAUCAUGUUAAAUUUUAUUGUCAUGUCAAACUUAUUGAUGAUAAUGGUCAUGAAUUAUCACUCUUAGACCAAGAGUGCAGUGAUGAUGUAGUGUCUUUCUGUCCUCCUGAUGAUUUCUUGAAGAUAAUACUGGGAAAAUCAAAACUUAACCGCCCUCAUGUGCUACCAAAACAUUUCUUUCUAAAAGUGUAUCUUGAGGACAGGAAUCGAAAAACUGUAAUCAUGGAUGAAAGUUUAUUUUUGGAUUUCAGCAGCAAGGUUGUUUUCGAUGAAGAACAAUGCUUAGCUCUAGACAUUCAAGGGGUUGGAAUCGUCAAUGUGUGCUACACCAUAUUCCGAUAUGCAGUUUUUGCUUUUGUGGAGUGUAGAGUUGUUAAAAUCAAAGAAGAGGAUGACCUACAUGCUUUUGUGAGUGGUACAAUUUCUGCUACUAGUAAGUUCUGGAAUCGGUCUAUUUCACGUGUGCUUUUUGAUAACAGACAUUCUGAUACAACUAUGCUGGCUUCUACUGAGCUGUGUUGUAAGUCUUGCUUCCCUGUGCCAGCCUAUUCCCCGUUUCAAAUUCAUGCUAAGUUGGAGAUUAAUGAUGAGAUAAUUGAGAGUAGUGAUGAAAAUGGUUUGGAAUUUGGACCUUCUGACAACACUACCCUGGAUAAGAAGGAAAUUGUGGGGCAAAAAUGGCGCAUCCUAGUGAAUGUGACUAUGGAGCAUAUUAAUUUUGUGGUUCCUGAAAAUGUUAUGUGGGAUUAUGAUUUUAAGCCUGAAGAUGAAGGAGACUCAAAACUUUGUGCAGAAAAUGUAGGCAUCUCUGAUAGCGAAAACAGUAGUAUGUUUGGGGAGGAAAUGGAUGAAUUCUUAGAGAGAAAUGAAACUAGCAUUGUGGAGUGUGGAAAAAUCAGUGCAGAAAGUGGAAGCGAAAACAUCCCAGAAAAUGAAGAAAUACGACAUUGGUGUCAAGAAAAGAGGCUUCGGCCCCAUUAUGUUGAACAUCCAGUGUCAGACAUGAGCAUUGACAGGAUUGAUCCCAUUCGUUUACCCUUAUCUCGCUUCUCACCCCUUGUGGAGCUUUUCUCCAUCUCUGCAUGUCCUUAUGUUGAUGAGAAUAACAAACUUGAUGGCCCUUUGCUUCUUUAUGGUAAAAUAAUGUCCUUUGAUGUAAUGGGCGAAUAUGAUAUAUUUGAUAGACAAAAGGAUAAUUCUGCCUUCUUACAUCCUCAUGAAACGAUAUCGUUGGUAGAUACUCGUCGUUGUUAUAUGGGUGCAUUCUUUGCUGUGACACUUGACCUAAAGGAUGGUCAAGGUCGUAUGAUUAGCAAAGGGGAUAUGUCAUGGAACGUCUGUAGUGCUGAACGUUGGUAUGAUAGGCGUCUUUGCUCAGUUGUUCGGGGUAAUGAUGGUUUUGCAGCCAUACAUUACAUGAUGUUCUCGGAUGCUGUGCAGGCAAAGGUAAAUGUUUCUUUUAAGUCCAAAGAUGGUCGUGCUUGUCAAGUUCGUGGGAAGAUUUGGGCUAAGUAUGAUGGACACAAAUACUCAACUGUUUAUGAGAGAAAGUCCUAUCAAAGCGUGCUUUUUAGAAAGGGAAAAACAGAGUUUGUAGAGUUAUGUGAUGGUGUUGAUGUACCGUUGUCAAAAUCUGUAGUUUCUGUUGCAUUUGAUGAUGUAUUUGUAGUGAAAUUCGACCUUCAUAUAGUGUUUCCAGAUAAAAAAGAGUUAGAUAAAAAAGAGUUAUUGAAGGGUAAGACAAUAUUCAAGCCCCAAGAGUCGAGAGAGCCUAGAAUUCAUUCAGCACCUCAAAUAAUUGAAGGACCAAGCUGUGGCGUAACUGUAUUUGUGGAAUGGGGCUGAUGACUUAUCUCUUUAACCUGGAUAAGUGAGGCUGAUUAUCUAAUCACUCGAAACUAUUUGUGUUAGUAUUCAUUUCUUUUGGGAUAUCUUUUAGGUUGGAACUGGAGUUGGAGAGAUUUAACCAAAACUAGCUACAUAUAUAUGUACCACACAUUACUAAUUAUCCCUUUGUAAUUUUGAUGCAUGAAUAUAGAAUGUUUUUGUGGCAUUUGAAA